AUGUACCUGUACCUUGAUACAACAGCGACUCCAAACCUCUUCCAUCGCGGCGCUCAGGGACAAAUCGAACCAACCAACUGCUUCGGAAACCAGCAAACUUUCCUGAAACUAGCCAUAUUUUCCAUCCAAACUUUUAUCAUGGUCUCCCUAUCCGAUCUCCUACCCCCUGGGGACGGGAUUCUUCCAUACUACAUGGUCCUCCUGUCCCUCAUCUCCGUGGGGAACUCCGCGCAAGCCUUCCUCACCCUGCACUUCACCCGGCGCGUCUACAAUGCCCGCUUCGUCGCCAACACGAACCUCCCCCCCAAGACGGCCAAGUUCGACCCGGAGGACUCGACCAAGAAGCUCGUGCCCGCGAGCACGGCGGCCGCCUCGAGCAACUGCGUCGACCAGGUCACCCCGCUCGCGGGGCGGCUGUUUGGCACAUGGACCCUCAUCACGAGCAUCGUUCGCAUGUACGCCGCCUACCAUCUCCAGCACGGCCACAUGUUCGAUCUUGCCUGGUGGACAUAUGUCGUUGCAUUCAGCCACUUCUCCAGCGAGAUGUUCAUCUUCAAGAGCAUGACCUUCGGCAAACCCCAGAUCGGGCCUUUCGUCUUCGCUUCGCUCGCUCUGAUCUGGAUGCCCUUGACCAGGAGCUACUAUGUUGUGUCUCCGUAA
Sodiomyces alkalinus F11 is the source of this 660-nucleotide messenger RNA. Its product is annotated as transmembrane domain-containing protein. Gene Ontology annotation, cellular component: endoplasmic reticulum; membrane. Lineage: Eukaryota; Fungi; Ascomycota; Sordariomycetes; Glomerellales; Plectosphaerellaceae. The transcript is spliced from 3 exons. The record is from RefSeq and is a predicted model, not a curated record. Gene Ontology annotation, molecular function: protein-macromolecule adaptor activity. Bases 1 to 660 code for a protein of 219 amino acids.